Pocillopora meandrina is the source of this 3576-nucleotide messenger RNA. Lineage: Eukaryota; Metazoa; Cnidaria; Anthozoa; Scleractinia; Pocilloporidae. The record is from the annotation of a GenBank genome assembly.
CUCGGAGAUAACACCGAAUAAUUUGUUUCAAUUCCCCCUCAGACUUCAUAAUACAUCACACUUCUCAAUUCUGUCGUGAAGAAAUAUUCGACCACCUUGGACUGGUAACAUUGUAUCAAGCAGGCACAAGAAUGGUAAGUAAAACAAGCGGUUACAUAAAUUGUUCGACUUUCGUGAGAGCGUCAACAUCGACCGUUAACAAAUUUUCGCAUGCAAAUGUUGGCUUUACACAUAUUUUACAAUAGUAUGGAUCAUAUCGAUGAUGCUAUAUUUGUGAGACAACAGCCAUCGAUGAAAAUAAAUCAGUGCUCACAGAUAACCCUUUUCUAGCUGGAUUAAACCUAUAUAGAAAUUUCUCAAAUUAUUCUCGUUCGUGUCCAAGGUUAUGAUUGAGUAAAAGUAUUACUUUUUUCUUCUCAGGUGAAAAGAGAAUGUAAACAACACUUUGCGAUUAAUUAUUUACACAUUCUGACUUUUAAAAAAAUAUUUGAGUCUUUCAGAAUCGAGUCUGUCUGUCACAUUAAACUGAAAUUUCUCAACUCAAUCGUUUUCAUUGGUUUCUGAUCGUUAUUUUGAAUAAACGGCAAAGAAACGGUAUACAUUUAUGCCAGGUGUGUGGGGAAGUGUAAACACACAAAAAUGUAUUUUGACACAAAAAAUGUAUUUUGACAAUAAAACGCGUAUCAGUCGGCGGAAGAAAAUGUUUUCGACUGGAUUAUGUUGGCGUCCUUUCGUUUUCACUGAAAUGUGUGUCAGAGUGCUGAGGCAAGUUUUCAAUUUUACGCCAAUUAACCCUUCGCAUGACUAGAUCAAUUCGAGGAAACGGUAAUUGUCUGUAAAUUAAACCUAAAAUUCCACGUGUCUUAAGGAGGAAAUUUUCACUGUUGAAGAGAAGCAAAAUUAUUGCUUGGUUUACUGUACAUAAGAUUUUUUCCCCUUCUAAAACAAGUCGCAUGGUAUUAUUGUCCAAAAUUAGUUGCUUCGUUGAUGUAUCAGAAAUAUGAAUCUUCCUAAAUUCACCCCUUCUUCUCUAUUUUUUUUAUUGUUGUUUAAUUUGUUUAUUUGUUUCCCUCAGGAUAAACUUACUGAAGAGCAAAUUCAAGGUGAGGUUAUCCCUGCACUCAAUAAAUUCAAUGCAAAAUGUUUUAAACAGCAGAAUUCAAUCCUACUUUUGAAGGCAAAAAACGAAAUACCAUUUCUAGUUAUCGAGUAUUAUGUGAUGUUGCCUAUAUACUGAUUGCUUUUCCAUUAAGUGUCCGAGACUCGGACAAAACAGUUCGUACACGGACCAAAGUGUCAAACGUUAAAAACUGCAUGGACACCAGGGUCUAAAAUACGGAGGCAUUGGCAAGCGUCCGAAUAAGAUGAAACCGUCCCAAAAACGGUCGCAAGUGUCCGAAAUCAGGAUCCGUCUGAAAAUGUACGAAAUCAUCCAAAAUCUGGCUAGAAGGCCUGAUAUCGAUAUCGUUUGAUUUCGAUUCUUGCGUCCGUUUCUGGACUGCUCCGUUCGAUUGUGGACGUUUUAGAUAAGGUUGCAUUCUAUCUCGGACGCUUAAAAUUUGUGAUGAGUUUCUGUAUCUUUUGUGCAAAGUUUCCCUAAGCGGUAUUUUUCAGUUAUUUAUUUAUUUAUUGUUAAUCAAGAGUACAGAGAUGCAUUUCAACACUUUGACAAGGACAGCAGUGGUUUCAUUACCACCAAAGAAUUAGGAAAUGCCAUGCGCUCUCUUGGCGAAAAUCCACGCGAAGAAGACCUACAGAUGAUGAUUAACAGCGUGGACAUUGAUGGUAAGUAAACUAGCCAAUCAGACACACAGAUAGAACGAUUGAUAGACAGACAGACUGGUAGACUGACAGACUGACAGACCGACAGACUGAUAGACCGACAGACUGACAGACCGACAGACUGACAGACCGACAGACUGACAGACCGACAGACUGACAGACCGACAGACUGACAGACUGACUGACUGACUGAUAGACAGGCCCUGCUCUUGAGGGUUCGAUCAAGAGCUUUCUGCCUCCUUCAAUUUAUUGAGUUUAAACCUCUUUCAUUUUCAGGAAAUGGUCAGAUGGAUUUUGAGGAAUUUGUCAAGUUGAUGGUGGCAAAAAAUCAGUUUUCUUUCAACGAGGAGGAAGCCAAAGAAGCAUUUCAUAUAUUUGAUCGCGACUGCCGAGGCUUUGUGAUGUCGGAUGAACUACGACAAGUCUUUCAGACCCUUGAGGAAAAAAUUCCGGAUCAUGAAAUCAAUGAAAUGUUACAAGAUCAAAAGCAUCAGUUUCAGAGGAAGAUAACUUUUGAUGGUGAGUAUAAAAACAAAAUCAAGAAUAAACGCGCUGACUUAAACUCGUAAAGCUCUCACAGUCGAGACUGCGUCACGUGAGCCAUUGAAAAGUAAGUGAUUAAAAAAUAAUUGAUGUUAGUGAGCUGCGUAAAACUCUGGGACAUUGGUCAGAUCUAAGUCCGCGUGGCGUUCUAAUAUCAAUAUUUUGGUGGUCGCCGUGUUUAGCUCCUCAUAUAAUUAAGUCAUCAUUUAAAGUAUUUAUCGGAGAUAUUCCCCGCUUUGUAAUGAAGUACUUAUCUAUCAAAUUUAUCAGAUAAACGAGAGAGAUCGUGACGUUGCCGUAUCAAUCAAGGUUAAAUGACUGUGGCUCUCAAUCGAGAGGAAUAAAUGUACUUAACAGCACUAGUUCUAGUCAUUCAUGCGACUCUUCAAUUCCGGUAGUUCAAAUUUACCCAUGCAAGUUACCCCUUCACAAGUAAAACAUAAUGUAACUACAAUCUUCUAAAGAGUUUUUUUAAGCUUGUUUUGUAUUCGUUUCCAUUUUUUUGUAUUAAUCUGUUAUCUGAUAGAUAUAUAUUUUAUGUGUUUUAGGAUGUAAAAGAAUCAAACCUCUUACCUUUUCUUCACAGAUUUUUUUCAAAUGACCAAAGAAGGUGUCUGCCCUAAGGAGUCCAAGCAAAAGGAGAAAGAGCCUGCUCGCCCAAAAUAUGCACGGAGACGGCAAAAGUUUUAUAUCUACAGCUAAACCCUUUGGUGAUGGUACUGUUUGUGUUAUGCGAUGGGAUCUGUUUUGUUCAAAUAAUUUUGUCAGCUCUUCCAGUAAACCUUUAACGCUCUUGUAUGAAGCAAAGAUGGAAUUAUUUAAAAACCUUCUUCGCAUGCGUUCAUAUACAUUCAAUACGUGACGUGAUUCUUCUUAAGUAAUCUUAAAAUCCCAACUCUCGUACCAUUUCCGAAGCCACCAGCGUGAUCGAGAGAAAAUCGAUUUGUACUCACGUAAACAUGCCAUUUCUAAGAUGAGUAUAUGUCGCAUAAAUCCAAAGAAACUGAAUUGCUCGAGUCUAUGAAAACUUCUUAGGAAUUCUCUUUCGUAUGACCUAUGAAUGGGAAAUCACGCUCAUUUAACUUUCCACUGCUGUACUGUAACGUAAUGAUCUACGGGAAGUCCGUGAUAAAGGUUGAAGUCCGUGAUAAAGCGUGAAGAUUGUGCUGACCAUGACGUCAUGAUUAUUGUUAUCUAGGAUGUUGUGGACAUUUUUCUCUACUCAAGAUGACAAUGAUUCAAGUAUACGGU